This is a messenger RNA of Anopheles marshallii, 213 nucleotides long. RefSeq lists its product as uncharacterized. NCBI's taxonomy places the organism in Eukaryota, Metazoa, Arthropoda, Insecta, Diptera, Culicidae. The coding region runs from base 1 to 213 and encodes 70 amino acids. The record is from RefSeq and is a predicted model, not a curated record. The transcript is spliced from 2 exons.
AUGGCGAAUGUACUGUGGUCUAUCAUCUGGCUAAUCGUGCUGAUUGUGGUCGGCUUCUUUGUGGGAUUCUUCUGCGCCGGCUGGUACGUUGUCAUCUAUCCGCUGACGGUAUGCGUGCCGGACAUUUCGGUCAUAUCCGAUUUCCUUCUACUAGGGGCACAGUUUACGCACUUCUGUGCCAAGAGCAUGAUGGAGGGCAAAUCUCUGUUCUAA